CAUCCAAGCGAAGAAUAAGGAAGCAUUUCUGGAAAGUUUCUUCUUGUGUUCCUCUCUAGUCUUUCCUCCCAAAUCUUUAUUUCCAACAAAGUGGUAUCAGAGCUGACUUUUCAGAGAUGAAUAGCACUUUUCCCUUUGUAGUUCCCAAACUUACAAAGGAGAAUUAUGGACAUUGGUGUAUCCGCAUGAAGGCAUUGCUUGGCUCACAGGAAGCAUGGGAGGUUGUUGAGAAAGGCUAUGAUGAACCAGAGAAUGAAGGAGUCUUGAAUCAAAAUCAGAAGAAUGCUUUGCAGAAGCUUCAAAAGCAAGAUCAACAUGCCCUCUCUAUCAUACACAUGGGCUUGGAUGAAGCUUUGUUUGAGAAAGUUGCUACUGCUACAAAGGCUAAGGAAGCCUGGGGGAUUCUUGAGAAUAAUUUUAAAGGAAUUGACAAAGUGAAGAAGGUUCACCUUCAGACUCUUCGUAGUGAGUUUGAAUCUCUACAUAUGAAGGAGUCUGAAUCUGUUUUCGACUAUUUCACUAGAGUGUCUUCCAUUGUCAAUCAAAUGAAGUGUUAUGGAGAGAAGAUUGAAGAUGUACGUGUUGUGGAGAAGAUUCUCAGGUCACUUGACUCAAAACUUGAGUUUGUGAGUGUUGCCAUUGAAGAAUCAAAUGAACUGGAUUCCAUGACCCUCGAUCAACUCAUGGGGUCCUUGCAAGCAUAUGAAGAAAGACUUAAAAGGAAGCAAGAACCGGUGGCCCAAGUUCUCCAAACUAAGGUCUCUUUGGGAGAACGAGAACAAGAGCAAGAGCAUGGACGAUCUCAAGGAAGAGGUCAAAGUCGAGGUCGAGGCCGAGGGUUGAGCAAUCAACCACGAGGACGUGGAUAUUAUGGUUCAAAGAGAGGAAGCGGAAGAAGGUAUGACAAGUUCAAUAUUCAAUGUUAUGCUUGUCACAAAUAUGGCCAUUAUGCCAAUGAAUGUAGAAGUUCCUCCACCAACAAUGAGGAGAGGGCUAAUUAUGUUGAAGCAAAAGAAGAAGAAGAAUUGCUACUGUUGAUGGCAACUAAAGAAGAAAGAGAUACCAGAGCAUGGUACCUUGACACGGGUGCCGCUAAUCACAUGAGUGGCAACAAAGAGUUGUUCUCAACUCUUAAUGAGGCAGUAAAAGGCAACAUUAUAUUUGGAGAUGAUACCAAAAUCCCAAUAAAAGGCAAAGGUGAUGUUCUCAUCCGUUCAAAAAAUGGAAGUCACCUUUUAAUUACUCAAGUUUAUUAUGUGCCUACUUUGAAAUCUAAUAUUUUGAGCUUGGGACAAUUACUUGAGAUGGGGUAUGAUAUUCAUUUGAAGGAUGGUUGCCUUACUUUGAGAGAUGGUUCAGACAACUUGGUUGCGAAGGUACCUAUGGAGAAGAAUAGAAUGUUUUUGCUCAAUGUUCACGUGGAUCAUCCAAGAAGCUUGAAGACUUGUGUUGAAGAAGCUUCUUGGCUUUGGCACUUGAGACUGGGUCACUUGAACUUUGGUGGCUUGAAGGCAUUAGCAAGUGAAGAGAUGGUGAAUGGGUUGCCCAAAAUUAAUCACCCCAACCAGCUCUGUGAAGGAUGUUUUUUUGGCAAGCAAGCUAGAAAAAGCUUUCCAAAGGAGGCCACUUUUAGAGCAACCAAGCCACUCCAACUGGUUCAUGCGGAUGUGUUCGGACCAAUCAAACCAUCAUCAUAUGCUCUUGUCAAGGAGAGUGGUUACUCUAUCAAACGCUUAAAGACUGAUCGAGGAGGAGAAUUCACUUCCAAGGAAUUUCAAAAUUUCUGUGAAAAUAAUGGAAUUCGUCAUUUCCUCACUAUUCCGAGGUCCCCGCAACAGAAUGGCGUCGUCGAGCGGAAGAAUAGAACCAUUCUUAACAUGGUUCGAAGCAUGCUUAGGAGCAAGAAUAUGCCCAAGGAAUUUUGGGCAGAAGCAGUGGCAUGUGCUGUGUAUUUGUCUAAUAUUUCUCCCUCAAAAAGUGUUCAAGGUAUGACACCGCAAGAAGCUUGGAGUAGUAAGAAGCCUAAUGUUUCUCACCUUCGUGUUUUUGGAAGUAUUGCUUUUAUUCAUGUUCCAAUGAGAAGAGAUCAAAGCUUGAUGGAAAAAGUGAGAAAUUUGUCUUCAUCGGCUAUGAUUCAAGCUCCAAAGGCUACAAGAAGCUCAUGGGAUUGGAAUGUCUCUCAAAAUGAAGAAUAUGUUGUCUUUCCUUUGCAAGAAGGAGAAUCCAGACAAGACACAAGGCAAGAUGUUGCUACUCCACCUCACUCUCCUCAUGGAUCUCAAUCACCUGAGGAUUGUUCUUCUGAAAGGCCACUACGUACAAAAAAUCUUAUUGAUAUUUAUGAAGAAACUGAGGUGGUUGAUAAUCCAAGUUUCUUUUGUCUCUUUGCUGACAUCGAACCGUUAAAUUUCGAAGAGGCAGUAGUAGACAAGAAAUGGAAGCAUGCAAUGGAUGAAGAGAUUAAAGCAAUCCAAAAGAAUGGCACAUGGGAGCUGGUGACUCUUCCGGAAGGGCAAAAGGCAAUUGGCGUGAAGUGGGUGUACAAAGUGAAGAAAAAUGCUCAAGGGAAAGUGGAGAAAUAUAAGGCAAGGCUUGUUGCAAAGGGUUAUAUUCAGGAAUAUGGCAUUGACUAUGAUGAGGUUUUUGCCCCUGUUGCUCGCUUGGAAACCAUUCGGUUGAUCAUCUCCUUGGCAGCUCAAAACAAGUGGAAAAAUUAUCAAAUGGACAUUAAGUCCGCUUUCUUGAAUGGCUAUCUUGAAGAGGAAGUGUAUGUUCAACAGCCAUUGGGAUAUGUUGUCAAGGGACAUGAAGACAGAGUCUUGAAAUUGAAGAAGGCAUUGUAUGGCUUGAAGCAAGCGCCAAGGGCAUGGUAUAGCCGCAUUGACAAAUAUUUCCAAGACCAUGGCUUCACCAAAUGUCCACAUGAACAUGCUCUUUAUGUCAAAGAAGACAAAAUUGGAGGCUUUAUGCUAGUGUGCUUGUAUGUUGAUGACUUGAUCUUCACCGGCAAUAAUGCAAACAUGUUUGAAGAAUUUAAGAAGGCAAUGACUCAAGAAUUUGAGAUGACCGACAUUGGUCUCAUGUCCUACUACCUUGGAAUUGAGGUAAAGCAAAAUGAAGAUGGGAUUUUUAUUUCUCAAGAAGCUUAUGCAAAGAAAGUUCUGGAGAAAUUUGAAAUGGCAAAUUGCAAGCCGGUAAGCACCCCCAUUGCUUGUGGAACUCGAUUGUCGAAGUACGAUGAAAGUACAAAGGUGGAUCCCUCUCUGUAUAGAAGCCUUGUUGGAAAUCUGAGAUAUUUGACUUGCACAAGGCCAGACAUUCUCUAUGGGGUUGGUCUUGUGAGUCGGUACAUGGAGGCACCUACUUCAACACACAUGAAGAUGGCCAAGAGAGUACUUCGAUACAUCAAAGGUACUGUUGAUUAUGGCCUAACUUAUUCUUUUUCCACAAAUUUCCAACUCUAUGGCUAUAGUGAUAGUGACUGGGGUGGUGAUGUUGAUGAUCGGAAAAGCACCACCGGCUUUCUAUUUUUCUUGGGUGACACUGCUUUCACUUGGUGUUCAAAAAAGCAACCCAUUGUAACUCUCUCUACUUGUGAAGCUGAAUUUGUUUCUGCUGCAUCAUGUGUCUGUCAUGCAAUUUGGCUAAGGAAGUUGUUGGAGAUGCUACGCAUAUCUCAAGAUGAAGCUACAACCAUUUACAUAGAUAACAAGUCAGCUAUUGCUUUGAGAAAGAAUCCAAUAUAUUUUCACCAAGGCACUGAAGUUUGAAGAUUUUGCAAGACUG
Molecule: messenger RNA, 3786 nt
Organism: Rubroshorea leprosula
Lineage: Eukaryota; Viridiplantae; Streptophyta; Magnoliopsida; Malvales; Dipterocarpaceae
Source: the annotation of a GenBank genome assembly